Molecule: messenger RNA, 1383 nt
Organism: Seminavis robusta
Lineage: Eukaryota; Bacillariophyta; Bacillariophyceae; Naviculales; Naviculaceae
Source: the annotation of a GenBank genome assembly
AUGCCCAAGAGUGUGGGAUGUUUCGUGGUUUUAUUUUCCGUCACGUACUCCACGGUGGCGAUGAUCUCUUCGAUGCUGGCACCGAUCGUUGGCGACAUUCGUCAUCAAAGUGAUAGCCAUUAUCUACGCCAUCAUCAUAUUCAUCAUUCGACGGAAAAUCAUCUUUGGCAGGAUCAUGUGGACGAACGACAAUUCUACGAUCAUCACGCAACUGCCCUGCAGUCCUUGUCAAUAACAACGUUGGAGUGGCAAAUCAUUCGAGAUGAUUUUGACAUUUUCCAAUUGCCAACCGCCAAUCCUAGUACAAAUAAUCAAACGUUUGAUUUGGUACAAUCCGACAAUCUGUGUACAUUGGCACGAGCCUACGAAACCUAUCGCGGGUCUCCCGUCGCCCAGGCGAGACCGCAUGUGGCGUGGUGGCGACAGCAACAACUUCCACCAAAAUCACCUUUACAAAAAGAGGACGACGACACGCAAAAUGAGGAUCCAAUCGCGGCGUGGCGAGAGGACGGAUGUUCCUUGGAAUACCUACAGGACUAUCUGGAUCAUCCAGAGACAAUUGCCGUCAUGAUCGAUCACAAUACCACAGCCGUGCAGGUAUUGAAUACUAGCAAGUUACAACCCAUGUCACCCAUUACUGUUAUUGGGUCUCAGGAUCUCAUAUUGGAAAAGAAGUUGCCACAUCAAAACAUGCCCGACAGCAACCUUCUGCUUGUCUUGGGAGAUCAUGCCGAUGAAACUCGCGUCGAAGCGAUACAAGAAUACUUGACGCUGAGCUUUAUUCCUCCAGAUGACAACAAAGAUGACGACAAGAAGAAACAAUCCAAAUCCAAACCACCACCACAAGACAACAACAACAAUAUGAUUCGCACCAUUUUCCCCGACCCUCAAAAUCCCACUGCUACAUUGCUGGAUCCACUCGAACAGACUCAAUUUGUCAUUGUACCAAUUAACAAAAAACUGCGACAAAAACAACGUCGCAACUAUGUGUUGGAAGAAUGGAUUGCCACGGCAUUGGCAUUGGGUGUCAUUCCCAUUUUGGAAGAAAAUUCAUGGUAUCGGCAAGUCUUGUCCGAUUUGCCCAUUGUAUGGGUCGAUUCCUAUCUUCAUUUGACACCCGAAUUGUUACAGUUGGAAUGGGAAGGAAUUAUUGUCUUGCAUGGAGUUCAUGGACAUGAAUAUCAAUAUCAUUAUGAACCAUUGACGCAAUCCUAUUGGCUCGAGCAGGCAUUAGAGAAUGUGGGAGCUCAAGGGUGGGUGGUGAAUACUAAUAAAAUGACGCCAGAUGGUGACGACAACAGUCCAAGCGUCAACACCAAGAGGAAAAAGAAGAGGAAACGAGGCAAGAAAAAGAAAUCAACGCAAGAAGAAGGGGAUCAGUAG